AUGCUGCCGCACCGCGCAUCAGAGACUUGCGAGGUGAUGAAUUACAAGGUCCCUGAAGAAGCUAAGAUCCUGGUCAACGUGUGGGCGAUUUCAAGGGGUCCGACAGUGUGGGAGGAUGAUCCGACGUUUUUCAAGCCGGAGAGGUUUAUUGGGUAG
This is a messenger RNA of Linum tenue, 156 nucleotides long. NCBI's taxonomy places the organism in Eukaryota, Viridiplantae, Streptophyta, Magnoliopsida, Malpighiales, Linaceae. The record is from the annotation of a GenBank genome assembly.